Messenger RNA from Zymoseptoria tritici IPO323, 303 nucleotides. RefSeq lists its product as uncharacterized. The transcript has 2 exons. The record is from RefSeq and is a predicted model, not a curated record. The coding region runs from base 1 to 303 and encodes 100 amino acids. NCBI's taxonomy places the organism in Eukaryota, Fungi, Ascomycota, Dothideomycetes, Mycosphaerellales, Mycosphaerellaceae.
AUGUCCGACAACGAAGUCCCCACCGGCAGCGUCACCAACGACGACUACGUCUCCCGCCCCGGCCAAAAAGACACCAUCCCCGUGCAAUCCGACGACGCCGGUGUCGAGGACCCCAUUGACGCCGAGACGGCCGACUCGGACGCUACUCUUGAGAAAGACGAGCAAGCCGCCAUGGACAAGAGCAACAUCAUCGACGAGCGCACGCGAGGCGCGGCGAAGCAAAAGGGCGCUUACACUGAGCCUGGCGAUGAGGAGGGUCUGCCUGGUGCGGAGGAUGGGACUUCGUCUGGAGCUGCGCAGUAG